Lutzomyia longipalpis is the source of this 1314-nucleotide messenger RNA. RefSeq lists its product as uncharacterized. Gene Ontology annotation, biological process: cilium assembly; centriole elongation. The transcript has 4 exons. Gene Ontology annotation, cellular component: centriole; centriolar satellite. Bases 53 to 1228 code for a protein of 391 amino acids. Lineage: Eukaryota; Metazoa; Arthropoda; Insecta; Diptera; Psychodidae. The record is from RefSeq and is a predicted model, not a curated record.
GUGGUGAAUAAAGUGAAAGUUCGUGGUGAAUAUCUGAAAUAGUGGAUUAAUCAUGGAACAUCCGAAAGUCAACGGGACAAAGGAGACAGACGUGGAAAAAGUCUCGCCGGAAGCGGCGGAUGCAACGAGAGCUUUUAUCAAACAAUUAGCUGAGAAACUUCCUGAAAGUCCUGCCAAUGGAUCUACCGGGGAAGUUCGUCGAACCUCCGAUCUCUUCGAUAUGCUACAGCAAGCGCUAACGGCUCCGCCACCAUCAAGGCAACUUGUGUCUGUUAUCCCGGAUAGACAGAAAUCCUGUGAUGGGCACGCCCCGAGGCGUUUGGUUCACAUUGAAAUUGAGGGUGCUGAGAAUCUACCCAAAUUCCCCGGGAGAGUCAAUAAGAAGCUCCGGAAGAAGCACAAAAGUCACGUCAGAGUGGUUAAUCAGGAGCCAAAUACAUUUGUGACAUUUGAAGCUUUCCCAGGAGCUGAUGAAGCGUCAGUAGCUAAGAUUUAUUCCACUGGGGUCAUUGAGAAGAGUUGCAAUCCAUCCUGGCAUUCGCAUUUUAGUAUUUUCCUUCAUCCGGAGGCACAGAAUCUCCCACUGAGGAUCUGGCGAAGAAUUUCCACUGUCUCAACAAAUCAUUCUGAUGCAUUAAUUGGUACUUCAGCUGUUCACUUGGUGCCGAAUCCUUGUGAGAAAUGCGAAAUUGUGGAUUCUUCCGGACAGAGCGCAGGGAAACUAAAGAUUCGAAUUUUCCCGGCUUCAGCAGCUCCGACAGCACCCUCAGAUGACGUCCUGAUGUCCGAUCUGGGUCCAGCACUAACAAAUCUCGUCUUUCCCCUCUCCACGGACAAUGAUUUGGGGAAUAUCUCCUUUAGUCGGGCUCUUAAGCGAAAAUUCACUGAACUCGAGGAGAUUUCACAGAGACUGAAGGCACGUCUGCAGGAUGUUACAGGGACAGCUGACGACACGGAUGUUGAUGAUGAAUUCGAGCGUGAUCUCAAUACACGAGCAGAUGAGGAGAUUUGUGAAGCCGGAUCAUCAUCGGGGGCUGCUUAUGCGUGGCUGGGACUCAAUGAGGAAGAAAAGCGCAAAUACAUUCACACAGAAGUCACAAAGGAGCUCUUUAUUGAUGUGGAGGAUGCUGAUGGGAAAUCAGUGGGAAACCCUGAUCUUGCACACAUUGAAACUGCCCUCAAACAAACAGCCCUGACUGAUGAGGAGAAAGUGGACGGUGCGGAGUAGCCACAAGUAUACGAGAAAUGAGAUUAAAACACAAUUUAAGGAAAAAUUAAAUAAAUUUAAAUGAAAAAUAAAGAAUUUUGAAGAAA